AGCCUCAGCACCCAUCGGUCGCUACCGCUGGGCCAGCAGCGGGUGCUGCAAGGAGACCAAACAGCUGAUAAGUUUGGAAACUCCCAGGAUGCGGGUCCUGUGGAACUACCGGCCACUGGAUUUCAUCCCAGAGCUGGGCUGCUCCCUGAGACGCCCCCCGGCUCCCGAGCCCGUCGGCCCCUUUGCCAAGAGCCAGCGGCAUGGAGCAGCCCAGAACCCCCCCUGCCUUGACUGGGGGCGGCUGAGACCGGGGGGUACCUGAGACCGUGACCAGGAGCGACUCAUUUCUCCCCCUAGCCCCUGGCUCCGUGCCCCACAGCGACACGCGGGCUGGGUGCUCGUGUGUCGGAGAGAGCUGAGCCCCAGGCAGGUCCCCACGGGGGCCCCACAGCUAGUGGAGCCCUGGGUCCGGAGACCUGCCCCGGCCUCCCUUGGACACAUCCAAGUUUGGAGACAACCCCCCCUCCCACCGGCGCCCCAUCUCCUGGGUCCCAAGGCCACUGCCUGGGCACCUCCGGCUUUGGCGCCUUCCCCGUUCCGAGCUGACGCCCCCUCCCUGCCCCGGCGCCCCCCACGCCCGGCCACCAUGGCGGCCGGCGUGGCUACCUGGCUGCCCUUUGCCCGCGCGGCCGCCGUGGGCUGGCUGCCCCUGGCCAAGAAGCCGAUACCCAAACCGCCCAGCGACAAGCGACCCCGGGGGGACGAGAUCCUGGUGGUGAACGUGAGCGGCCGGCGGUUCCAGACCUGGCAGAACACGCUGGACCGGUACCCGGACACGCUGCUGGGCAGCUCGGAGAAGGAGUUCUUUUACGACGAGGACAGCCAGGAGUAUUUCUUUGACCGCGACCCGGAGAUCUUCCGCCACGUCUUGAACUUCUACCGCACCGGCCACCUGCACUACCCCCGGCACGAGUGCAUCCAGGCCUUCGACGAGGAGCUGAGCUUUUACGGCAUCAUCCCGGAGCUGAUCGGCGACUGCUGCCUGGAGGAGUACCGCGACCGCAAGAAGGAGAACGCCGAGCGGCUGGCGGAGGACGAGGAAGCGGAGAGCGCCACCGACCUUUCGCUGCCGCCGGACAGCACCGUCCGGCAGCGGCUGUGGCGGGCCUUCGAGAACCCCCACACCAGCACCGUGGCCUUGGUCUUCUACUACGUCACCGGCUUCUUCAUCGCCGUCUCGGUGAUCGCCAACGUGGUGGAGACCAUCCCCUGCCAGCCGCCGCCCGGCCGGAAGCGCCAGCAGCCCUGCGGCGACCGCUUCCCCUUGGUCUUCUCCUGCAUGGACACAGCCUGCGUCCUCAUCUUCACCGGCGAGUACCUGCUCCGGCUCUUCGCUGCCCCCAGCCGCUGCCGCUUCCUGCGCAGCGUCAUGAGCAUCAUCGACGUGGUGGCCAUCCUGCCCUACUACAUCGGGCUGGUGAUGCCGGAGAACGAGGACGUCAGCGGGGCCUUCGUCACCCUGCGGGUCUUCCGGGUCUUCCGCAUCUUCAAGUUCUCGCGGCACUCGCAGGGGCUGCGGAUCCUGGGCUACACGCUGAAGAGCUGCGCCUCGGAGCUGGGCUUCCUCCUCUUCUCGCUGACCAUGGCCAUCAUCAUCUUCGCCACCGUCAUGUUCUACGCCGAGAAGGGCACCCGCAGCACCAACUUCACCAGCAUCCCGGCCGCCUUCUGGUACACCAUCGUCACCAUGACCACGCUGGGGUACGGGGACAUGGUUCCCAGCACGAUCGCCGGGAAGAUCUUCGGCUCCAUCUGCUCGCUCAGCGGGGUGCUGGUCAUUGCACUGCCGGUGCCCGUCAUUGUCUCCAACUUCAGCCGCAUCUACCACCAGAACCAGCGGGCGGACAAACGCCGGGCGCAGCAGAAGGUUCGCCUGGCACGGAUCCGGCUGGCGAAGAGCACCACGACCAACGCCUUCCUGCAGUACAAGCGGAACGGGGGCCUCGAGGCCCUGGGCAGCGCAGCCCAUGCCUUGGCUGUGAGGAAUUGUUCGACCUUCGAGCAGCAGCACCAUCACCUGCUGCACUGCCUGGAGAAGACCACGAGCCACGAGUUCAUGGACGAGCGCUCGUGCAGCGAGGCCGGGCUGGGGGGCUCGGUGGGCGGACGGAGCAGCCGCAGCACCUCCUUCUCCUCCCAGCAGGGCGGCGCCACCUCCUGCUGCCCCCGCCGGGGCCCCCCGCGCCGGGCCCUGCGCCCGGCCCCCUCCACCGCCUCCGUCAGCCGCGCCAGCGCCCAGGAGCUCAACACGCUGCAGGGCCACAAGGGGCCCGCCGCCCCCCAGAGCCGCUCCAGCUUGAACGCCAAGGCCCACGAGAACAUGACGAUGACCUACGAUGGGGUGGACCUGGCGGCUGCUCUCACCAGCAUCCCCACGCCCCCCGCCAACACCCCCGAGAGCCGCCCCCCCACGCCCCGCGCCCGGCCCAACUCCAGCCUGCCUGCCCCCCACCUGCCCCACCGCAUGGUCAAGAUCUCCUCCUUGUAAGGGCAGAGCGUGGAGCGGCUGGGGGGGGGGUGCCCCGUCCCCUCCGCCCACCACUAGGGCCCGGACACUGGGCUCCUGCCUGCCCCGGACGCCUGGGUUCCACACGCCUAGGGGCAUUGUC
Molecule: messenger RNA, 2609 nt
Organism: Mauremys reevesii (Reeves's turtle)
Lineage: Eukaryota; Metazoa; Chordata; Testudines; Geoemydidae
Gene: KCND1
Product: potassium voltage-gated channel subfamily D member 1
Exons: 7
Coding region: 587-2488 (633 amino acids)
Biological process (GO): potassium ion transmembrane transport; protein homooligomerization
Cellular component (GO): voltage-gated potassium channel complex; membrane
Molecular function (GO): A-type (transient outward) potassium channel activity; protein binding
Source: RefSeq, a predicted model, not a curated record